This is a messenger RNA of Salmo salar (Atlantic salmon), 2968 nucleotides long. RefSeq names its product inactive all-trans-retinol 13,14-reductase. The record is from RefSeq and is a predicted model, not a curated record. Gene Ontology annotation, molecular function: oxidoreductase activity. NCBI's taxonomy places the organism in Eukaryota, Metazoa, Chordata, Actinopteri, Salmoniformes, Salmonidae.
CACUUCCCUCAAUAAAAGGGUCCUGUAAAUGGUAUAUGUGUUUCAGAAACGUCAAGACUCUGCUGUCAACUCUCCUUCCUCCUGCCUUAUUGACAGGCAGAGAAUUCAGUGCUUGAUUGCUCUGUGCAGUCUUUAUCAUGUGGUUAUUGAUAUUCUUAGCCUGGUUGGUGAUAUGGGCUGGAGGGACGUACUGGUAUCUUUUCAGCAAGCCAAGCCCUUUCUCUCUGGAGUCAGUGAGGCCUCUGGGACCCCGGGAAUUUGACCAGAGGAAGAGGGACAAAGUCAUCAAACAAGGUUUCAGUGUUGACAAAGUGCCCCAGAACCUGGAUGCCAUAGUGAUUGGUAGUGGCAUUGGGGGCCUGACGGUGGCGGCCACAUUGGCCAAAGUGGGGAAGAAGGUCCUGGUCCUGGAACAACAUGACCAGUCAGGAGGCUGCUGUCACACCUACGUAGACAAAGGAUUCGAAUUUGAUGUUGGUCUCCACUUCAUCGGCCAGCUCCAUGAGAACAGUCUGCUGCGUAUUGUCUUCGACCAGAUCACCGAGGGCCAGUUGGAGUUUGUGGAGCUGGACCAGCACUUUGACACCAUCCAGAUCGGUGAGGGAGAGGACAAACGCGAGUACACCAUCUUCUCUGGCAAGACAGAGAUGGAGGCUCACCUGAAAAAUCAGUUUCCAGACGACGUCACUGCCAUUGAAACUUUUUUCAAUAUCAUGAAGGUGUCAGCCAAGAAGACUCACUAUCUGGCCUCUCUGAAGCUGAUCCCCCAGUGGCUGGCUCUGUUUUUGCUGAAGUCCGGCAUCACAAACCUCUGCUCCUCCAUCUUUACCCUCUCUGGUACUGGAGCUACAGACCUGGUGAGCACCUUGACCACCAACAAGGACCUUCACGUCAUCUUCAGUUACCUCUUCUACGGUGUCCCCCCCAAGGAUUCCAGUGUUAUGAUCAAUGCUCUUCUGUUGCACCACUACAAGAGAGGAGCGUACUACCCUAAAGGAGGAGCCAGUGAGAUCUCCUACCACAUCAUCCCUGUCAUCCAGAAGUCUGGAGGCAACGUCCUGGUCAGAGCACCUGUCACUCAGAUCCUGGUCAACAAUGACGGGGCAGCAUAUGGUGUAAAGGUGAGAACGAUACAGCAGGAGGUGGAGGUACAUGCUCCUGUGAUCAUCUCCAACUGUGGUGUGUUCACCACCUUCCAGAAAUUACUGCCCCCUGAGACCCAGACCAAGCCAGACAUCCAGGAACGUUUGGACAUGAUGAAACAUGGCAGAGGAUCAUUAUUGGUCUUCUCUGGCUUUGAUGGAACCCAAGAGGAGCUGGGUAUUGUCUCCACCAACUUCUGGCUCUUCAAAAAUAAUGAUAUGGAUGGCUCAAUGGAAGGGUUCUUUGCCAUGAGUAAAGAGGAUGCACCUGAUAACAUCCCUAUGAUGUUCAUCACCUUCCCCUCUGCCAAAGAUCCUACAGCCAAGACGAGACACCCAGGGAAAUCCUGCAUGACGAUAUUGACCAUGGUGAAAUACGAGUGGUUUGAGGAAUGGGCAGAUACCUCAGUAAGGAAAAGGGGAGAUGACUACACCAACUACAAAAUGAAAUUCGCAAACAAUCUCUUUGACUGGGCAUGCACCCUAUUCCCCAAGCUGAGGGAAAAGUUGGUGUUCCAGGAUGUUGCGACCCCCCUGACUAACAUGCACUACCUGGGAGCCCAGCGCGGGGCCAUGUACUCUGCUGAGCACAACCUGGACCGCUUCCAUGCUGAGGCUGUGGCCAGGAACCGCUGCUCCACCCCUGUCAAAAACCUCUUUAUCUCAGGGCAGGAUGUGUUCAGCUGUGGGAUAGCAGGAGCGUUGCACGGGGGUCUCCUGUGUGCCUCCACGGUCCUGGACCACAUCGUCUACAUCGACCUCCUCUUCCUCAAGAAGAAGCUGAAGAAGCAGAAAGCCAGAAAGAUGGCCAGGCUGGUUAAGAAGCUCGAGUGAGGAGACUGCACUCCAUUUCUACGCUCCGGAGCGAAGUCUCCCCUAUAAUUGAACUUUCCCCUCCCCCCAAUCCUAACCUAAAUCAUUAGUUGGGACAAUUUAAAACUGACUCAAGAUCAGCGUCUAGGGCCAGCUUCACCCUACACACUACUUCUACAGUAAGGUAGGCUAUGCAGGGUCGAAAAAGAAGAAACCGUUAACAUCCGGUUUUCAGGGAUACAGCAUCUUCAACAUAGCUUCCGUUUCCUCUGAAAACCACAUGUAGGGACCACAGGAGGUUGGUGGCACCUUAAUUGGGGAGGACGGGCUCGUGGUAAUGGCUGGAGUGCAAUAGGUGGAAUGGUAUCAAACACAACAAACACAUGGAUUCCAUGUGUUUGAUGCCAUCACAUGCGCUCCGUUCCAGCCAUUAUUGUGAGCCGUCCUCCCCUCAGCAGCCUCCACUGGUAGGGACUGCUCAAGAGGUUCUUUUACGCUUGCUAGGUUAACAGUAAGGCUGCUCUCUACUUCCUCCGCAGGACUAAGUCUGAACUGCAGGUUUCAUUCUGAUACUAUGACAUCAUAACAAGCUGAGGAGAUGGAAUCCCAACAAACCAUUUCUGGUUACCUCUUCAUUCCUAGAACAUUAGUAUGAAUGUUCUAAGAGGGGUAAAAUGGUUAAAACAUUUGACAGAGUUUCCCAGGGAUAUAUACAUAUUGUAUGUCAUUUUACAAUUACAGAUUGAUUUGUAAAUACAGAAUCUGCCAAUGGAAAGUAAUCCUUGAAUAUGUAUGCACCACUUACACUGUGUCAAAGUUUUUAAUGUUUUAAUGUGAAUCAUUUAAUAUUGUAUUAUUGUAAACAUGUAACAUGGUCAGACCAGGUGCCAGCAUAAAGUGACUAAGGGGACAGUUGAAAUCGGUUAUCGGGCACAAUUUUUGGGUUCUUGCAUUGGAAUUAUAUUGAAUUCUGCUUAUAUCAGGUUAUACCACAAUAAACAGUUCAAAACCGA